Messenger RNA from Exaiptasia diaphana, 2030 nucleotides. Its product is annotated as GTP-binding protein 2. Gene Ontology annotation, biological process: translational elongation. Gene Ontology annotation, molecular function: translation elongation factor activity; GTP binding; GTPase activity. Bases 164 to 1861 code for a protein of 565 amino acids. The record is from RefSeq and is a predicted model, not a curated record. The transcript has 11 exons. NCBI's taxonomy places the organism in Eukaryota, Metazoa, Cnidaria, Anthozoa, Actiniaria, Aiptasiidae.
GGGUUUGUGGUGACAAGAUGGCUGCCCUAAAGAGAGCAUAUACCAACAAAUAUAAAUAACCUUAUAAUAGUUCUGACUGCGCCUAAAAAGCAUAUCCAUCUAUGUGAUGUGAAUCUAGUACAACUAGUUAUACGUUAGCUUCUCACAAUAGAUGCUAUGACAUAUGGAAACCUUUGUAGGGAUAUUUGAAGGCACAAYGCGGAACAGCAACACAGACUUCAACAACAAACAAGAACCAUUGCCUGAUGCUCUUCCUCCUGAAGUCGAGCAAGGAAAUGUUGAGUAUAAGCUAAAACUGGUCAAUCCAUCUGAGUCAAGGCUUGUCCAUCUUGUCACUCAGAUGAAGUGGAGGCUCCAGGAAGGCCAGGGAGAGGCUAUCUAUGAAAUUGGAGUUGAAGACAAUGGAGCAGUUGUAGGACUUCCUGAGAAAGAUCUGCAAGCCUCCCUUCAAACUCUGGAACUUAUGGCAUCAAAGCUUGGAGCUACUACAACUGUCUUGCGUAAACAGUCUCUUGGUACGCAUGAUUCAGCAAGGCAUGUUGCAGAAGUGUUGGUUCGACAAGUACCAGAUGACCAACAAUUUAUUGACAUACGGAUGGCAGUUCUUGGGAAUGUAGAAUCAGGAAAGAGUACACUGCUAGGUGUCUUAACAUAUGAUGAACUAGAUAAUGGUCAUGGUCGUGCCAGGCUUAAUUUGUUCCGACAUUUACAUGAAAUUCAGUCAGGACGAACAUCCAGUAUAAGCCAUGAGAUCUUGGGGUUUAACAGUAAUGGUGAGUUGGUGAAUUACAGUGAAUCAAGGUCAGCUGAGGAUAUCUGUGAACAGUCUACCAAACUAAUAACCUUCAUUGACUUGGCUGGUCAUCACAAGUACAUGAAGACAACUAUCUUUGGUUUGACAGGAUAUUCACCUGACUUUGCAAUGCUCACUAUUGCAGGAAACUCUGGCAUAGUUGGUACAACUAAGGAACAUCUCGGCCUAACAAUGGCACUGCGUGUUCCAACCUUUGUAGUAAUCACCAAGGUUGAUAUUUGCACCCCUGCAAUGAUCCAGAGAACCACUGCAAUAGUUGAGCGCAUCCUCAAGUCUCCUGGUUGCAAUAAAGUUCCUUUAAGGGUUCAAACCGAAGAUGAUGCAGUUGUGGCAGCACAAAACUUUACAUCUCAUCAAAUCACUCCAAUAUUUACCGUAUCCUGUGUGACUGGUGAAAACUUGGAUUUGCUGAAAAAAUUUCUCAACAUUCUUCAACCUAGUACAACAAGUGCAGACAAAGAAAAGCUUUCACAGGCUCUUACAAAAUACAAGAUUGACGAGACGUUUAAUGUUCCUGGGACUGGUGCUGUUGUACUAGGAACACUAACCAGUGGCAUAAUUCGAGAGGGAGAUGARUUGUUAGUUGGUCCGUUCUACUCAGGUCAGUUUGAACCAGUUCAAGUGAUGUCUGUAAAACGUAACCGUGCGUCAUGUCGCGUGGUACGAGCCGGACAGUCAGCUUCUGUUGCGUUGAAGGGAAUCGAGCGACAUAUGCUGCGAAGGGGAAUGGUCUUAGCAGAUAUUCAACUUAAACCUCGUGCUUGUCUAGUUUUCUGGGCUGAAGUUUAUUUAUUAUUCCACCACGCAUCCAUCAAUAAACGUUUUCAGGCCACUGUGUACGUUGGAAAUGUCAUUCAAAAUGCCAUCAUCGUUGAUAUGAACAAGGAGUGUUUACGGACGGGACAACGUGCUAAAGUGAAGUUUCAGUUCGUCAAACAGCCAGAAUUCAUUGAAGAAGGAUCUCGGUUAUUGUUCAGGGAAGGUCACACCAAGGCCAUUGGACAGGUUAUAUCAGUUGUCUACACUGAACCCGUCGCUGACCGCUAACAAUCAGUCACAAAGAUAAAAAAAAUGGUUUCRACAAUUAGAUUGAUAGUUUGUGUAUAAGUGUACAUAUUAAAUUAACAACGUACAGUCAAAAUGUUUAGUAUGCAGGUUCUAUAUUGUUCUAUAUUUUAAACAUUUGUACAGAAGAAAAUAUGUUUUUAUCCAUUAA